This is a messenger RNA of Aspergillus calidoustus, 2522 nucleotides long. The record is from the annotation of a GenBank genome assembly. Lineage: Eukaryota; Fungi; Ascomycota; Eurotiomycetes; Eurotiales; Aspergillaceae.
UCAAAGUUACUCUAGAUAGCAUCGCAAUGUUGUAUUACGGAGUAUUCUGCGGUGUGCUGUCACCGCGGCAAUGCUGUGGUGGCCCUGGCAGAAAGUCCCGGCCAUCCCCAGCCAUUUCAUGGACUCCCGUUUCACUCCUCGCUGUAUCGCACUGAGACAGUCCUAACAUGAGGUAAGGAUGGUUACAGAACCCGAGUAUCCCGUGCAUCUCCAACCUCUCAUCCCUUCGGGACUGAGUUUCGAGCAGACGAUGCGGCGGCACUGGUUAUGCUUUCUCCAAGCUUCGACCCCACCAGCAGGCUGCCCAAUUGCCGGGGAAUACCAAGGCGUCCGCCGAAGAUCAUCGCUCCAGAGAUGCUGGCCUCAGUGCUGUUCGACCGAUUAUUGCUCACACGGAGAGGCUCCAAUGCAAACUCGCACCAAAGCAGUGGACCACCAGCGUCCAUGGCAAACCUCUGUCCUCCUGCCCUCCCCGCCUCUGCAAUUAUAUCGUCACCCUUGAAUGGAGCUUGAGCUCUCUUUGCUAUCGGGAGACCGGCGAUGAGGGGGCUUACAGUGCAGAUCCUACGAUCGACGCAAUGUCGACCUUUGUGAAGGAUAAUCCUCCGAUGCGAGCGCACUUAUAAGUCGGAGCCGGUCGCUCGCUGGCAGCUUCUUCUUCCCGCCAUCUGCUGUCUAUUUUUCCGAUUUUCUCGCAGCUAACCGUCGACACCAUGGGGGUUUUCGGGAAGAAGCAUGCUUUGAGCGGCGACAAUGCGCCUGAAAAUAGAAAAGAGACGCAAAAUCCCUUAACGUCUGACGAUGCUAUUCAAAGUAUUCACAGCGCAGACCCAGAGAAACAAUCGGAACCAUAUACCAAUGAAUCGCAUACUGCACUGCCCCAGAUGCCUUCCCCGCGGAUCUCAAUCGACCCUAUGCUGGAGGCUCGGGUGGUCCGCAAAUUGGAUUGUAGGGUUCCGACACUUUUGGGCUUCUUGUAUCUGCUUGCUCUCUUGGAUCGAAGUAACAUAGGAAAUGCGAGGAUCGCGGGCAUGGAAGAAGACCUGAACAUCUCAGGAAGUCACUAUUCUUGGUUGUUGACUAUUUUCUACAUCUCGUAUACACUAUUUGAGCCUCUGGCACUCAUGUGGAAACUUAUGCCACCACAUAGAUGGGCCGCUAUCUCAGCCAUGACCUGGGGCAUUGUAGCGACUUGCCAGGCCGCUGUGCAAAACUGGGCCGGGCUAAUGGCCUUGCGUUUUCUCCUGGGUGCCGCAGAGGCGGCCUUUGGCCCGGGGUCUCCGUAUCUACUGUCUUUCUUCUAUAGUCGACGGGAACUUGGCCUCCGCUGCGGAUUGUUUGUUUCCGCAGCGCCUCUGGCUAACACGUUUGCUGGAGCUCUGGCGUACGGAAUCACAUCUGGCCAUUCGAAGCUGGCCAACUGGAGACUCCUGUUUCUGGUUGAGGGAGCCCCAUCCUGCUUGGCGGCCGUUCUAGCCUGGUAUUUCUUGCCAGAUCACCCCUCCUCUGCUAGGUUCUUGACCGAAGAGGAGAAAGACGUUGCACGAGCGCGGUCGCUCCGCCGCAGCGGCGAAAGCGAGCGGGUAGGCGGAGUGAACUGGAAAGAGCUAGGGCAGACCUUGCUGGAGGUGAAGCCCUGGAUCACAGCGCUCAUGUACUUCAGCUGCAAUGUGAGCUUCUCCUCACUACCAGUCUUCCUCCCCACAAUUCUCGAAGACAUGGGCUUCGAAUCAAUCCACGCCCAGGGUCUCACAGCUCCGCCAUUCUUCGUCUCCUUUAUCAUCAGCAUUGCAACUACUUGGCUCGCCGAUCGUCUUCAACAGCGAGGCUUAAUGAUUGUUGUCUUAUCCAUCAUUGGUACAGUAGGCUACGUCCUCCUCGCCGCCUGUACGUCCGUCAGCGUCCGUUACUUUGGGGUGUUCCUCGCUGCAGCGGGUGUCUUCCCCUGCAUUGCCAAUAUCCUCCCCUGGGUUCUCAACAACCAAGGCUCCGACAGCCGCCGCGGAAUGGGUAUCGUGAUCCUAAACAUAAUCGGGCAAUGCGGCCCCUUCCUCGGAACAAACGUGUUUCCCGACAGCGACGGGCCGCGCUAUAUUCGAGGCCAAUCGAUUUGCGCGGCGUUUAUGCUCUUCAAUGCCGUUCUUGCGCUGGUGCUCCGGUUUAUACUUGUAUGGGAGAAUAAGCGUCUCGACAAGCAGUAUGGGCCUGUUGAUGAGGCUGUUGUGAGAGCGGAUGGGAAGGGGAAUACUGUUGGGGAGGAGAAUUAUGGUGCGAGUUUUCGGUAUGUUUUGUAGGAUGCUCCAGGUAGGGCUAGGUGGUUGGAUACAUGGGGGUGGAGGGUAUGUGGUUCAGAGUAUCAUGUGGCGGUACAUAUAAUGAGUUUUGGAAUGACACUGAUGCAAGUAUGAUAUACCUUUUGUGAUGGAGAAUACCUUCACGAGGUCUCUUAAGAUUUGUUGGUAAUGCCGUAGGAAGUAUAGCAGUAGCGUCGUCUGAGAGAGCGAGGAAGCUGUCUCUUAAAC